Morchella sextelata is the source of this 255-nucleotide messenger RNA. RefSeq lists its product as uncharacterized. The transcript has a single exon. NCBI's taxonomy places the organism in Eukaryota, Fungi, Ascomycota, Pezizomycetes, Pezizales, Morchellaceae. Bases 1 to 255 code for a protein of 84 amino acids. The record is from RefSeq and is a predicted model, not a curated record.
AUGCGCUGCCGCAUCCGCCCAAACAACGCCAACAUCUGGUACUGCCACCAGUUCCGGCCCGCCACCACCUACAUGCACAUCCGCCCAUUGACGCAGGAAGCCCUGGAUCUGCUGGGGCUGGACAUGGGGAUGUUCGGCCAGAUUGACAGGCUGGGCAUACGCUUUGCUGUGCAUGUCCGUGUCGCGGAUUGGGAUGAUGCGGAGCCGCUGUCGUUUGAGUUCUUUAAGGCGGAGACGGUGGUGGUUGGGGAAUAA